UGUCUCGCAAACACGUCAAAACAAAAUUCUAUUUUAAAAAAUACCCCACAACUUAAUGAAACGUUUAGGUUAGAAAGAGGCGUUCCUUUCCGGGGCGGGCGCUGCGUUGGCCGGCCUUUCCGCGCAUGCGCCGUCGAGAGCAGCUGCUGAGGCGACCGGCACGCGGCGGCGAGGGAAGGCAGCCCGGCUGGAAGGCAGGCAGGCAGGCAGCACCGGGACGGAAGAGAGCCGCCAUGGAGCCCGCCGGAGGCCGCCCGCAACCUCUCUUCAGCACCCCAGCCCUUGAGGAGCAACAUGGGGAAAGUGAUGAUCUGACAGACAGUGAAGAAAGUGUCUUCUCUGGGUUGGAGGAUUCUGGGAGCGACAGCAUCACAGAGGAAGAGGAGGAUGAUCAUGACAGUGGAGUUGAGGAGAAGUUGAAGGGCAUGGAUCACUCUGAAAAUGUGCAUGCUGGUGAGGUCUCAAAGAGGAAAGCACCAUCAUGCUAUAAGAGCAAGCAGACAGGAGCAGAACCACAGAAACCAUGUCUGGAGAAUGAAUAUGUGGAAGACAGCUCUGAUGAGGAGGACAUCCGCAACACAGUGGGCAACAUCCCCAUGGAGUGGUACCAGGAGUUCCCCCAUGUGGGUUACGACUUGGAUGGCAAGAAGAUCUACAAGCCCAUCCGCACCAAGGAUGAGCUGGACAAGUUCCUGGAGAAGAUGGAGAACCCCGACUAUUGGCGGACCAUCCAUGACAAAAUGACCGGGGUAGAUGUGAAGUUGACCGAUGAGCAGGUGGAGCUGGUGAACCGCCUGCAGAGGGGCCAGUUUGGAGAUGUGAAUUUCAAUCCUUAUGAGCCGGCUAUCGACUUCUUCAGUAGCCAGGUGAUGAUCCACCCGGUGACGAACCGCCCAGCUGACAAGCGGAGUUUCAUCCCAUCGCUCAUCGAAAAGGAGAAGGUCUCCAGGCUGGUCCAUGCCAUCAAGAUGGGCUGGAUCAAGCCACGCAAGCCCAGGGAGGACACGCCUGCCUUCUACGAUCUGUGGGCGCAAGAAGAUCCCAACUCCAUCCUGGGGCGGCACAAGAUGCACGUGCCUGCCCCCAAGCUCCCCCUGCCAGGCCACGAGGAGUCCUACAACCCACCCCCAGAGUAUCUUCCCACAGAGGAAGAGAAGCUGGCCUGGCAGCAGCAGGAGGCCUCGGAGCGCCGGCUGCCCUUCCUGCCCCAGCCCCACGACUGCCUGCGCCGGGUGCCGGCCUACCCCCGCUUCAUCCACGAGCGCUUCGAGCGCUGCCUGGACCUCUACCUGUGUCCGCGCCAGAGGAAGAUGCGGGUCAACGUGGAUCCCGAGGAGCUGAUUCCCAGACUGCCCAAGCCCCGCGACUUGCAGCCCUUCCCCACAGUGCAGGCCCUGGUCUACCGGGGCCACAGCAGCCUCGUGCGCUGCCUCAGCGUCUCCCCCAGUGGGCAGUGGCUGGUGUCAGGUUCCGAUGACGGCACCGUGAAGUUCUGGGAGGUCUGCACGGCGCGAUGCCUGAAGACCCUGCCGGUGGCUGGUGUGGUGAAGAGCGUCGCUUGGAACCCCAACCCCACCGUCUGCCUGGUGGCCCUCGCUGUGGAGCAGUCGGUGCUGCUGGUGAAUCCCGGCCUGGGGGACAAGCUGCUGUGCGGGGCCACUGACCAGCUGCUCGCAAGCUACGUGCCCCCCGAGGAGGCGCGGCCCCAGCCCGUCACGUGGGAAGAGGCCGCUGGAGAGGAGCACCGCCGGGGCGUGCGGCUCAUCGUCAGGCACGGCAAGCCCUUGAAGCAGGUGACGUGGCACGGGAAGGGGGACUACUUGGCCAGCGUGGUGUCGGACAACAGCCAUCUGCAGGUGCUGAUCCACCAGGCCAGCAAGCGCUGGAGCCAGGCGCCCUUCCGCCAGAGCAAGGGCCAGGUGCAGCGGGUCCUCUUCCACCCGCUGCGGCCCUUCUUCCUGGUGGCCACCCAGCGCUUUGUCCGCGUCUACAACCUCCUCAAGCAGGAGCUCACCAAGAAGCUGCUCACCAACUGCAAGUGGGUCUCCAGCAUGGCUCUGCACCCGGGAGGAGACAACCUGAUCUGCGGCAGCUACGACAGCAAGCUGGCCUGGUUCGACCUGGACUUGUCGACAAAGCCCUACCGGGUGCUGAGGCACCACAAGGCAGCGCUGCGGGCCGUGGCUUUCCACCCCCACUACCCGCUCUUUGCCUCUGGCUCCGACGACGGCAGCGUCAUCGUUUGCCACGGCAGGGUCUACAACGACCUGCUCCAGAACCCUCUGCUGGUGCCUGUCAAGGUGCUGAAGGGCCACGCGCUGACGCAGGAGCUGGGGGUCCUGGACGUCCUCUUCCACCCCAGCCAGCCCUGGCUCUUCUCUGCAGGAGCGGACGCCACCAUCCGCCUCUUCACGUAGCCAGCGGCUGCUUGGGCCCUCGUUGGCUUCUUGCCUCCCUCCCAGCUGCUCAGGCAGACCCUGUAACCUUUUUCUAGAAGCAAAUGGACUGGAGUCGACCUCCUUUGUGAUUAAACUGUUCAGCUCCAA
Molecule: messenger RNA, 2546 nt
Organism: Hemicordylus capensis (graceful crag lizard)
Lineage: Eukaryota; Metazoa; Chordata; Lepidosauria; Squamata; Cordylidae
Gene: BOP1
Product: BOP1 ribosomal biogenesis factor
Exons: 16
Coding region: 126-2417 (763 amino acids)
Biological process (GO): maturation of LSU-rRNA from tricistronic rRNA transcript (SSU-rRNA, 5.8S rRNA, LSU-rRNA); ribosome biogenesis
Cellular component (GO): preribosome, large subunit precursor; PeBoW complex
Molecular function (GO): protein binding; ribonucleoprotein complex binding
Source: RefSeq, a predicted model, not a curated record